Diceros bicornis minor is the source of this 6907-nucleotide messenger RNA. It is a transcript of the gene TMF1, whose product is annotated as TATA element modulatory factor 1. Gene Ontology annotation, cellular component: Golgi apparatus; endoplasmic reticulum. The coding region runs from base 973 to 4257 and encodes 1094 amino acids. NCBI's taxonomy places the organism in Eukaryota, Metazoa, Chordata, Mammalia, Perissodactyla, Rhinocerotidae. The transcript has 17 exons. The record is from RefSeq and is a predicted model, not a curated record.
AAUGUUGGUAGAAUUUUGUCUUUAACAUGGAGGCCAAACCAAACAUAAUUACUGACUAGAUUGGUAAGGCCACCAAUUUGAUUUCUACGUAUAGCCAAAUGUUUGAAGAAUGCAUCCCCAAAAAGUUAUAUUUUAAAUAAUAUGCACAAUACACAUUAAUAGUUGUAGUGCCCCCCAGGUUUGUUUGGGCUGGGGCUGAGAGUGGACCCGUAUCGUGAGGGGAGAUUGUGCUUCCUGUGCUUGUUGUAACUUGUAACUCAUCGUGGAAGACGGCUUACUUACUUGCAUCAGGUGGGCUGAAGCAGGUCUUUUAUAGUGUCCAGUAUUUUUAGGCAAACCUAAACCUAGGGUUCCUUCUUUAGGCCAAAUUAACACCGAAGUGAUUAAAUAUUUGAGACAAAGCGAUAAGAGAAACGCGAGACCCAAACUUCCCUUUGUUGCAGUUAUUACCGGCAAGGUGCUACCUCUUAGUAUUUGAGCUGUUUUCUAGGAAGGAAUCCACGUGAAAACUCGCUUAUUUAUCCUGGAAGAAUCUGCCUUGGCUGGUAGCCACAGAGUUUCUCCCGUGGCUGAGAAUGCCGGCACUAAGCUUGGAAUCUGUAUCAAUGGAAGCAGGUACGCGUUCCUGGGUAACUAAUGGCAACCCUGGCCUCCCGGAUGUGACGUCAACGUUCCUCCUGUUCCGUCUACCGACGGAACUCCGAGCUCCCGGAUUUCGCGGUUGUGUACGUGGAAGAAGUCAGCGCAUGCGCAGUCCGGGCCCGUCGUCUCAGCUGUACGGAAAGGGCUGGGGUAACCUCCCGGGCUGGGGGGAGCCUGUCGAGGUCAUGGCCGCCCGCUGACAGGGCUCGCCGAGUGGAGAAGGGGGCGAGGGCGUACCGCUGCACCCUUCCCCGGGCCUGAGGCCCGUCGGCCUGGCCCUCGGCCUUCCCGCUUGGUGCUGCCGCCGCCACUGCCGGCUGAGGAGUGGAGAUGAGUUGGUUCAACGCCUCCCAGCUCUCCAGCUUCGCUAAGCAGGCCCUGUCCCAGGCCCAGAAGUCCAUCGACAGGGUGCUGGACAUCCAGGAAGAGGAGCCGAGCGCCUGGGCCGAGACCAUUCCAUACGGAGAGCCGGGAAUAAGUCCUUCUGUCAGUGGAGGAUGGGAUACUUCAACCUGGGGGUUAAAAUCAAGCACUGAACCUCAGAGUCAACCGGUAGCCUCUCCUAAAGCGAUUACAAAGCCAGUUCGGAGAACUAUGGUAGAUGAAUCUGAAAAUUUCUUCAGUGCCUUUCUCUCUCCAACGGAUGUCCAGACCAUCCAGAAGAGUCCAGUGGUAUCAAAACCGCCAGCUAAAUCACAGCGACCAGAAGAAGAAGUGAAAAGCACCUUACAGGAAUCCUUGCACACUGGACAGUCAAGAACAGCUGAAACAACUGAGUCAAAAGUUAAAGAUUCUUCUCCCUGUGUUGUAUCGAAGGAAACUCUGGCAGUAGAUACUCCAUCACCUAAAACAGAGGGCAAGUAUGAAGAAACUGUUAAUAAAGAAUCUGAUAUGAAGGGGUCAACCAUACCUUUGAAAGUAUCUGAAAGUGUAAUUACUGUGAAAACCACUAGGGAAAAUGUGUCUAAUAUGUCUACACGGUCUCUCACAGCAGAAACAAAGGACAUGGCUUUGGAACCUAAGGAACAAAAGCAUGAAGACAGACAGAGCAAUACACCUUCUCCUCCAGUUAGUACCUUCUCAUCAGGUACUUCUACCACCAGUGAUAUCGAAGUUUUAGAUCAUGAAAGUGUAAUAAGUGAGAGCUCAGCAAGUUCGAGACAAGAGACUACAGAUUCAAAAUCAAGUCUUCACUUAAUGCAGACGUCUUUUCAGCUUCUCUCAGCAUCUGCUUGUCCUGAAUAUAAUCGUUUAGAUGAUUUCCAAAAACUCACUGAGAGUUGCUGCUCAUCUGAUGCUUUUGAAAGAAUAGACUCGUUUAGUGUACAGUCAUUAGAUAGCCGUAGUGUAAGCGAAAUCAAUUCAGACGAUGAAUUGUCAGGCAAGGGAUAUGCUUUAGUACCUAUUAUAGUUAAUCCUUCAACUCCAAAGACUAAAAUAGUUGAAUCUGUUGAAGGAAAAUCUGAAGAAGUAGUAAAUGAAACAUUAAUUAUACCUACUGAGGAAGCAGAAAUGGAAGAAAGUGGACGAAGUGCAACUCCUGUUAAUUGUGAACAGCCUGAUAUCUUGGUUUCUUCUGCACCAAUGAAUGAAGGACAUACUGUCUUAGACAAGGUGGCUGAGGAGGGUGAAGCUGCGGAAAGUCAGCCAGAAGCGCUUUCUGAGAAAGAUGUUUGCAAGACAGUUGAAUUUCUGAAUGAGAAACUGGAUAAAAGGGAGGCCCAGUUAUUAUCUCUUAGUAAAGAAAAAGCACUUCUAGAAGAAGCUUACGAUAAUCUGAAAGAUGAAAUGUUCAGAGUGAAAGAAGAAAGCAACAACAUUUCUUCCUUGAAAGAUGAGUUUACUCAAAGAAUUGCAGAAGCAGAAAAGAAAGUUCAGCUAGCCUGCAAAGAGAGAGAUGCUGCUAAAAAGGAAAUCAAAAAUAUAAAAGAAGAACUUGCCACUAGACUAAAUAGUAGUGAAACUGCAGACCUUUUGAAAGAGAAAGAUGAGCAGAUCCGAGGGUUAAUGGAAGAAGGAGAAAAACUUUCAAAACAGCAGCUGCAUAAUUCUAACAUCAUUAAGAAAUUAAGGGCUAAAGACAAGGAAAAUGAAAAUAUUAUUGCAAAACUGAGCAAAAAAGUUAAAGAGCUAGAAGAAGAGUUGCAACAUUUAAAACAGGUGCUUGAUGGCAAAGAAGAGGUUGAGAAACAACACAGAGAAAAUAUUAAAAAACUAAAUUCUGUGGUAGAACACCAAGAGAAGGAUCUUGGCCGACUUCAGGUAGACAUGGAUGAACUUGAAGAAAAGAACCGAAGUAUUCAGGCUGCUCUUGAUAGUGCAUACAAAGAACUUACUGAUCUCCACAAAGCCAAUGCUGCAAAGGAUAGUGAGGCACAGGAAGCUGCUCUAAGUCGUGAAAUGAAAGCUAAAGAAGAACUUUCUGCAGCGCUAGAGAAGGCCCAAGAAGAAGCCCGUCAGCAGCAAGAAACAUUAGCAAUUCAAGUGGGGGACCUUAGGCUGGCACUGCAACGUGCAGAACAAGCAGCUGCCAGAAAAGAGGAUUAUUUACGUCAUGAGAUCAGUGAACUCCAACAGAGACUCCAGGAAGCAGAGAAUAGAAACCAAGAACUGAGUCAAAGUGUUUCAUCAACAACAAGACCAUUGCUUCGACAGAUAGAAAAUUUGCAAGCAACUCUAGGAUCCCAGACAUCGUCGUGGGAGAAGUUGGAGAAGAGUCUUUCUGAUAGGCUUGGUGAAUCCCAGACCUUGUUGGCAGCAGCAGUAGAAAGAGAACGUGCGGCUACAGAAGAACUCCUUGCCAACAAAAUUCAGAUGUCUUCCAUGGAAUCACAGAAUUCUCUCUUAAGACAGGAAAACAGUAGAUGUCAGGCCCAGCUAGAAUCAGAGAAAAAUAGGCUAAGAAAACUGGAAGAUGAAAAUAAUAGGUACCAGAUUGAAUUAGAAAACCUAAAAGAUGAAUAUGUAAGAACACUUGAAGAGACAAGGAAAGAAAAGACACUGUUGAAUAGUCAGUUAGAAAUGGAGAAAAUGAAAGUGGAACAAGAAAGGAAGAAAGCAAUUUUCACUCAAGAAGCAAUAAAAGAAAAGGAUCGGAAGCCAUUUUCUGUUUCUAGCACUCCCACGAUGUCCCGCUCGAGUUCAAUAAGUGGAGUUGAUAUGGCAGGGCUACAGACAUCUUUCAUGUCUCAGGAUGAGCCUCAUGAUCACUCAUUUGGACCAAUGUCUGUAUCGGCAAAUGGAAGCAAUCUUUAUGAUGCUGUAAGGAUGGGAGCAGGAUCAAGCAUUAUCGAAAAUCUACAGUCUCAGUUAAAGCUAAGGGAAGGAGAAAUUACUCAUUUACAGCUAGAAAUCAGCAAUCUAGAAAAAACUCGCUCAAUAAUGGCUGAAGAGCUAGUUAAAUUAACAAAUCAAAAUGAUGAACUUGAAGAGAAAGUGAAGGAGAUACCCAAACUUCGAACUCAGCUACGAGAUUUGGAUCAAAGAUACAACACUAUUCUGCAGAUGUAUGGAGAAAAAGCAGAAGAGGCAGAAGAACUUCGAUUAGAUCUUGAAGAUGUAAAAAAUAUGUAUAAGACUCAAAUAGAUGAACUUUUAAGACAAAGGCUCAGUUAACUUCUGAAAAUUACAUUCCUAUCAAACUGAAUGUAAACAUUUAAUAUCUAAAGGCAGACUUCCAAUAAAUUCUUUUAUAGAAUUAGAAAGUAGAAUUUACUGUAGAGUUCAAAAAUUGAAAAAAUAAUUGUUUUAUAGUAUAGUAAUAUUUGCAGUUAAAUUAUUUUGUGCAAUAUUUGAACUUUAUUUUUGAAACUAUUCUUUAAAAAUUUAUUUUUUAAAGUGUUCUUUUUUUUUUUUUGCCUUGACUAGCACAGAGAUUUAUUACUUUAUCUUCAUAUCAAUAUGGUUAGGGAAGGAGAAUGAUGUUCAUAUAUGUAUUGUAGAUAUAUAACUAAUUGUAUCUAUAAUUUGUAUGUGUUUGUAUAUAUUGAAAACAUUUAAAGAAUGAUAUUAACAUAUUGAAACUUUGAAAUCUUUCACACAACUCUUUAAUGUAUCUAAUUACUACUCAUGAAAAUGGACAUUAAGUGAUCAAGUAAAAAAAUUAUUAAACUUGCAGUUAUUACAUUUUGAACUAAUUUUUUUUCUUUUAAAGUAGAGGUCACACUGACACUGUCUGAAGUUUAAAGGGUGAAUAAUUUAAACUUUAAAAUUUUGUGGUCUGAAUAUUUAUUUCCCCCAGAUUCCAUGAUUAAGUCUGUACAAAUUUUGGUACCUAUCUUGAGAAAGCUGUAGCUAUUCAAAGUUAUCUAGGCAUAAUUGAUAGUGGAAAAAAUUUACUUAUAAUGAUUUUGUGUUGGUAUCAGUAAGAUUUAGGUGAUUUUGAAAAGGUAUUGUUUUACUACCUUAUAAAACGAAUCAAAAGUAAUAAAAUUAUUAACAUAAUUUUCUCUUUAAAAAUUUUUCACAUUUUGUAAAGCUUUAUUUUUGGCACAUUAAAAAUGAAUGUUUGAUAUUACAGAAUAUUCGUAACAAAAUAGAGAAAUUAUGGGAGUUAAUUUAAAUUUGGCAUUUGCAAUUCUGUGUAAUUUAUCAUUUUAUUUUUUUCUUGAACCUUUAAACACAAAAAUAGGGUGGAAUAGCUUUAAAAAAUAGCUAUGCUUUCUUCCAACUGUUUGUUCAAAAUUAACUGGGCUAUGUUUUAGACUUGUGAAAUAUUUUGAUACAUUUUAUUACUGAAAGUCAUUUGGCUGCCUUUACUUGCAAAUUAAAACUCUCAUUUAAUUUUUAGUUGAAUUUUAAACACUAUAACUUUGAAAUAUAGUUACAAGUAAGCCAUGUUGAUGAAUUUGGAAUGCUUUUCAGGGCAAUUCAAGUGACCUCAUUUUAGUUCUUUUUGUAUUCCAGACAGUAUUUCUGUCGUGGGAUCUCUGAUUUGUAGCAUUAAUAAAUAUUCUUUCAAUGUGAGCCAAAUUCAUAAAAUUAAUUUUCUGUAUUUUAGUGGUAAGAAAACAGUGUAAUAGCUUUUUGUCAGCUUGAUUUUUUUUUUUUUUUUAAUAUUCAGGGGCUGACAGACAAGACUGAUAGCAAUAAGAAAUGUACAGAAUCAGAAAAUAAUAGGAAAUUUAAAUGUAGGAAGCUUGCUAAAUUCUUUCAAGCGUUUGCAACUAGAAGUUUAGGAAUUAUGAAAUUGUUCUUUCAAAAUAUCCAUUAGUGAGAAAAAAAAGUUGUAGAGAAAAGAUUGAAAUAAAACUCGUAUACCUUUCAAUUUCAUAAUAUUAAACAUUCUCUUUUCUUAAUUCUUAUUAACAUUAAUAAAAUGAAUUCAACUUAAAAUUUUAAAGUGUUUUCAAUUUAUUUAAUUUAAAAAUGACAAGCAGCUAUUAAAGUCUCAGGCUGUAUAUUACCAUAUGUUAUUCACCGACAAAUUAAAAAUCGUAUUCAUACUGAUCUUAUUUUGAUUAUUAUACACUUAGAUCUCUCAAUACAUUUAUAAAUUGAGAAGCUGUGCUGAAUCAGUUUCUUGAAAAACUCUAAGUGGCAGAGUUAUUGAUUACUAUAUUUUGCUGUUUGUCAUUAAAACUUCUCUAUCCAUAUUCUAGUAAAAUAGUGUUUCUCUCUUAAUGGAUAAGAAAUAGUUUGCAAUUAGAUGUUUCCAUUCUUGAAAGAAAACAGGAAAAUACUACAAAUCCUAACAAUUUCAAGAAUAUAAAAAAAGGGUAGAAGAGGUGUGAACAUUGUUGUUUUAUAGAUCAGCAAUUAAGCACAGACUAUAGGUGUCCUUCCACCUCUUGUGAAGCUAAAUUGAGACGACCAUUUCUUUCUUUUCCUUUGCCUCCUUUUUGAGACCUUCCAGUUUUACAGUGCUUAGCAUAUGGGAAUGUAUCAAAUAUAUCUAUAUUGUGAUUUAAGAUAUUCUAAAUAUGAAUAAUUUCUGACCUACUGAAACAUGAGUUUUUGUAGUUAAGUGAAAAGAAUGUUCAGGAAAAUUUUUUUCUCAUGAUCUCUCAAUUGGCAUUUGAUUUAUUAAUUGAAAUUUUCAUUAGAAUGCUUAUUAAAAGUAUAUGAUUUAUAGUAUUUAGAAAAUAGCCACGAGAAAAAAGAAAAUAACUAGAUAUUUUAUCUUGUUUCACUAUUUAGUAUGUAUGCGUUUAUGUUCUAACGUAUCAUAAUUUUUCAUCUUCAUUUUCUAAAAAAUUAAUUUCCCCUCUCCUAUUCAGUUUUAAACUAUAACAACUAAUUUCAUAUUUUGUAAAGGGCUAAAACG